AUGCCUGGUGAAGCCACAGAACCUGUCCCUGCCACAGAGCAGGAGUUGUCACAGCCCCAGACUGAGACAGGGUUUGGAACAGAAUCUGACAGUGAUGACUCAGUACCAGAGCUUGAGGAACAGGAUUCCACACAGGCAACCACACAACAGGCCCAGCUGGCAGCAGCCACUGAAAUCGAUGAAGAACCAGUCAGUAAAGCAAAACAGAGCCAGAGUGAAAAGAAGGCACAGAAGGCUAUGUCCAAACUGGGUCUUCGACAGGUUACAGGGUUUACAAGAGUCACUAUCCGGAAUUCUAAGAAUAUCCUCUUUGUCAUCACAAAACCAGAUGUCUACAAGAACCCAGCUUCAGAUACCUAUGUAGUUUUGGGGGGAGCCAAGAUUGAGGAUUUAUCUCAGCAAGCACAACUAGCAGCUGCUGAGAAAUUCAGAGUUCAAGGUGAAGCUGUCUCAAACAUUCAAGAAAACACACAGACUCCAACUGUACAAGAGGAGAGUGAAGAAGAAGAGGCUGAUGAAGCUGGUGUACAGGUAAGUACAUAG
This is a messenger RNA of Zalophus californianus (California sea lion), 543 nucleotides long. RefSeq names its product nascent polypeptide-associated complex subunit alpha-like. Bases 1 to 543 code for a protein of 180 amino acids. Gene Ontology annotation, biological process: protein targeting to membrane. NCBI's taxonomy places the organism in Eukaryota, Metazoa, Chordata, Mammalia, Carnivora, Otariidae. The record is from RefSeq and is a predicted model, not a curated record. The transcript has a single exon. Gene Ontology annotation, cellular component: cytoplasm; nascent polypeptide-associated complex.